GUAUUAACGCGCUGAUGUGUAAUGACGCUGUUUAAACAGCAGGCGGCACUGUGUAACACAUGACGUAAUCCUUUGGCAUCAGGUGACUUACCCGGAAGAGAGAGACGAGACUUCACGGGAACAACAGCGAUCAAAACACGAUCCUGCAGCUGGAUUUUAAUUUGAAAUAUCAGCGCGAAGGAAGUAUGGAGGAUGAUGAACUUCCGUCAGAGGAUGGGAUGGGUGGGUGUGGCUUUCUACUUGCUGCUCAGCGUCAUGGCGGCGUACUACAUCUUUGAGGUCCACAGCUUUAGUUUGGAACGUGUGCAGAGAGCAGGUACCAGCCCAUCGGCUCCACCUCCUGCUAUCACUGUCCAUGGAUCACUACUUCCUGUGUGGAUGUGGGCAUUGAUCUUCCUGCUGCCAUACUUGCAGCUCUUUCUCUUCUUGUUCUCGUGCACAAGGGCGGACCCCCGCGCUGUUGGAUACUGUGUGCUUCCUGUCUGUAUCGCCCUUCUGUACAGCCGCCGCCAUGCCGCCAAAUUGGCCAAUCACAGGGCAGCAGGAUCGCUCAUCGACACGUAGGGGACGACCAA
Messenger RNA from Pundamilia nyererei, 575 nucleotides. RefSeq names its product transmembrane protein 251 (gene lyset). The record is from RefSeq and is a predicted model, not a curated record. The transcript is spliced from 2 exons. NCBI's taxonomy places the organism in Eukaryota, Metazoa, Chordata, Actinopteri, Cichliformes, Cichlidae. Bases 193 to 564 code for a protein of 123 amino acids.